This is a messenger RNA of Monodelphis domestica (gray short-tailed opossum), 1861 nucleotides long. It is a transcript of the gene MEMO1, whose product is annotated as mediator of cell motility 1. The record is from RefSeq and is a predicted model, not a curated record. NCBI's taxonomy places the organism in Eukaryota, Metazoa, Chordata, Mammalia, Didelphimorphia, Didelphidae.
GGGGUCACCGGCGGCAGCGCCGCCGGAGGGCGGGGGGUGGGGGGGGGCAGUGUGGUUUUGGGUCGGCUAGGUGGCGGGCCCUGCCCCCGAGAGGGAGAAGCGGCAACUCCGGGGGCCGGCGCCUGGGCUUUGCUGCGGUCUGGGAGGCCGCCGCGGGCCCCUUCUGGAGGCCGUCCGCGUGCAUGGUGAUCUGGGACGCUGCCGCCAUCAUCUUCUCCUCCUCCUCCUCCGCCUCCUCCUCUUCUUUCUCCUCCUCCUCCUCCUCCUGGGCCGGGCAGAUCCCCUCCCCACGGCCGCCUCCUCCUGGGCUGGGCCGGCGGUGCCUCGUCCCCUCCCUGAGCCGUUCCUGCAGCCGCCGCCGCCUCCUCCUCCUCAUUCAUCCUCGUGCACCAUAGGCGGCACAGGUUCCAAGAUGUCCAACCGAGUGGUCUGCCGGGAAGCCAGUCACGCCGGGAGCUGGUAUACAGCCUCAGGUCCUCAACUGAAUGCACAAUUAGAAGGUUGGCUUUCCCAAGUACAGUCCACAAAAAGACCUGCUAGAGCCAUUAUUGCCCCCCACGCAGGAUAUACUUACUGUGGGUCUUGUGCUGCUCAUGCUUACAAACAAGUGGAUCCAUCUAUUACCCGGAGAAUAUUCAUUCUUGGGCCUUCUCAUCAUGUGCCCCUAUCUCGAUGUGCACUUUCCAGUGUGGAUAUAUAUAGAACACCUUUGUAUGAUCUUCGUAUUGAUCAAAAGAUUUAUGGAGAGCUAUGGAAGACAGGAAUGUUUGAGCGCAUGUCUCUGCAAACAGAUGAAGAUGAACACAGUAUUGAAAUGCAUUUGCCUUAUACUGCUAAAGCCAUGGAAAGCCAUAAGGAUGAGUUUACCAUUAUUCCUGUAUUGGUUGGAGCUCUGAGUGAGUCAAAAGAACAGGAAUUCGGAAAACUCUUCAGUAAAUAUCUAGCGGAUCCUAGUAAUCUCUUUGUGGUUUCUUCUGAUUUCUGCCAUUGGGGUCAAAGGUUCCGUUACAGUUACUAUGAUGAGUCCCAGGGGGAGAUUUAUAGAUCCAUUGAACAUCUAGAUAAAAUGGGCAUGAGCAUUAUAGAACAACUAGACCCUGUAUCUUUUAGCAAUUACUUGAAGAAAUAUCAUAAUACAAUAUGUGGAAGACAUCCCAUUGGUGUGUUAUUAAAUGCUAUCACAGAGCUACAGAAGAAUGGAAUGAAUAUGAGCUUUUCAUUUUUGAAUUAUGCCCAGUCAAGCCAGUGUAGAAACUGGCAAGACAGUUCAGUGAGUUAUGCAGCUGGAGCACUAACAGUCCACUGAAGCUCUGAAUACUCAGGGAUACCACCUGCACAUACUCAUACUCUAAACGGGGUCCCAGCCUAGCCCUUACAAAGAUACAGUUCCUGGUCUUUGGGGAUACUGAAACCUCAAAAUUAAUAGAACUUUCUUCUCUUCUUUUCUAGUAGGUGUAGUCCUUCCUUAAUUUCAACUCAUUAUAAAAUGCUUUCUUGUUUAGGACAAUGGAAGGAAGGAAGGAAGGAAGGAAGAAUGGCAUCAAAAUAUUUUAUGAUUUAAAAAAGUGAUGAUGGAUGUAAAGUCAAGGUGGCAGAUGUUCCUUCAAAUAAAACCUGUAAAGCAUUUACCAUAUUCUAAAUUUGCACUCUUUGCAGACCUGUGCACAUAUAUUCAGCUUUCAGAAUAGUUUUGCAAAUUGUAAACAAACAAAAAAGGGUGGAAGCUUUUUAAUAAUGAAAAUUGCAUUUAUAAAUGAUCUGUAUUAGAAUAUAAUAAAUCUCCAGUAUAGUCAACUACUACCCGUGUUGUACAACAGAUACCUUCUAUUUUAGUUGCUAAUAAAGGGCUACACAACUCAAA